AUGCAAAAUCUAUAACUAACUUAAUUUUAUUUUCAUGAUGCUUAGUAUUUUACAGAUCAAUAACUUUCAGACAUUUAACAAUAGAAUGAGGAAAUUAUGAAAAUUGAUUAUUAAUACAACUUAAUUAUUUAUUCAUUUCCAUCUAAUGAAUAUAUUAAUUUAAAAGAUCUUCUAUUUUUUUAAGUAAUAUUAAAUUUUAACUUAGAGAUCUUAAAUUUUGAAUCUAAGUAAAAAAUAGUUAAUUAUGAUAUCUAUUAAAAUUAUUGAAGCAUUUAAAUUAUUACCUAAUAAAACCAUAUUUUAUGAUAAAAUAUGUACCUCAAACAUAUGGAUUUGGGUAUCAAAUCCGCUUUCCAAGGAUAAUAAUCAUUAAAUAUAAUUUAAAGCUAUUUUUACCAUUAACAAAAAUGCUUCUUCUGAAAAACAAAAUGAAGAGAUUAAUUAUUUAUCGAUUAAAACAAUCAUCUAAGAAAUACUGUAAAAUACAGAUGAAAAGUUACAAAAACAACUUGAAUUUUGUAAAAUUCGGGAUAUUUUCUUAUAUAUUCUUGAAUAAAAUUUCGAAUAAGUAGAUUAAGAGUAAAUUUAAUGUGGAUCAUAUGAUCCUAAAUUAAUAGAAGAUUUUUUAAAGAAUCUAAAACUUAAUGAUGAAAAAUUUUAAAUAGAAUUCGGAAAAUCUUAUGGAAACUUAUUGAGAAAUAUAAUUUUAAAUUGGGCUAUAAAAUAUCCAACAUAAUUUAUCACACAGAAUAAUUUUAAAGCACUAACAAUAAAAGAUAUAACAAAAAAAUUAGAAAUUGAUGGUUGGUUUUGUACUUUAUUUGAGAGAUACAAAAAUUUUAAUUCUUAAAUGGAUUCAUUAAUUUAUUGUUUAUAAGUUGAAUAAGCUCUAAAUGAUUUGGAAAAAAUUUAAAAUAAUUCUAAAAUUCAAUCAAAGUUUUAAAGUUUAAAUUUAGUUAAUUUAUAAAUUAAAAAUCAGCAAGAAUUUCUUAAGAAGAUGUUUCCUUAAUAAUGUUAGAUGGAAAAUUAUGAAUUUAUUUUGCCUGAUAUAAUCUAAUUAUACAAUAAAGAAAUUGACAUAAUAAUUACUCAUGGAUUAAAGGUUAUGAGUAAUUUUUAUAAACAGCCCCAAUUUUUCUCAGAGAUUAGAAUAUAAUAAUAUAAAUUUUAUAAGAUAGGUUUAAAUAAAUUAGAUGAUAUACUCUUUGAUAGUUUAAAAAACUAAAAUUCUUAAAAUAAUCUAGAUUAUCAAUAUAUUUCUAAAGAAAUUAAGGAAAAGCUUGGAAAUUUUUUUAGGGAGGAAAUUUUUGAGGUAUUGAAAAAGCUCGCCAAAUAAUAAAAUAAAUAGAUAGCUAGUUGUUUAAUAUACAAUAAUCAAAAUAAAUAUUGA
Molecule: messenger RNA, 1390 nt
Organism: Paramecium sonneborni
Lineage: Eukaryota; Ciliophora; Oligohymenophorea; Peniculida; Parameciidae
Source: the annotation of a GenBank genome assembly